Messenger RNA from Dinoponera quadriceps, 595 nucleotides. RefSeq lists its product as uncharacterized. The annotation marks the transcript as partial. Lineage: Eukaryota; Metazoa; Arthropoda; Insecta; Hymenoptera; Formicidae. The transcript is spliced from 3 exons. The record is from RefSeq and is a predicted model, not a curated record.
AUGGCAAGACCGGGACCGGACGAAAUAUCAGCUGAAAUAUACAAAUUAAUAACUACAGAGAGGGCACUACAGGCAAUGACAGAAUUUUUCAAUAGUAUGUAUGACAGUGGUCAGAUGCCAAGCGACUGGCUGAACUCGGUGGUUCAUACUAGGAUAAACAAGAAGUGUGAAGAGUAUUUGAGCAAGACGCAGUUUGGAUUCCGAAAUGGCUUCGGUACUAGAGAAGCUCUGUUUGGCAUCAAUGUUCUUAUUCAGAGAUGUCGCGAUAUAUCCGUGGACAUAUACGCUUGCUUUACAGACUUUCAAAAAAUCUUUGAUCGUAUCAAACAUGAUAAACUAAUGAAGAUACUUGGAGAAAUUGGGCUAGAUGCAAAAGAUAUUCGCAUUACAAAAAAUUUUUACUGGAAUCAAACCGCUGUGAUCAGAAACAUCAUACAGGAGAAGAUAGCGGGAAAGAGAGGCCUAGGCAUCAGAAAAAUAUCAUGGUUGAAAAAUCUGCGUAAUUGGUACGGCGUUAGCACGGGUAUACUUUUUCGUGUGGCGGUCGAUAAGGUGCGAAUAGUCAUGAUGGUCACCAACGUUCUGAAAGAACAUG